AUGAACGGCGGUGCUCUGUCGUCGCUCGAGGGAUACACACUCAUCAGCCGAAUUGGAGAAGGCGCGUUCAGCACCGUGUACCAGGCACGCAACGAAAUUACCGGCGAGCACGUCGCCAUCAAAGCCAUCAGCAAGUCGGGCAUGACCGCGGUCCAGACCGCCAAUGUGCGCAAGGAGGUCGCAAUCAUGGAGUCGCUGCAGCACCCACGCAUCAUCAAGCUGCUUGAAUACCGCGAAGCACGCGACUACCACUACCUGAUCAUGGAGCUGGCACCGGGCGGCGAGAUGUUUGAGCGCGUCCUUGAGCUCACCUACCUGAGCGAGCGUCUAGCACGCCACGUCAUUAUCCAGGUGGCCGAAGCCGUCAAGCACAUGCACGCUAACGGCAUUGUCCAGCGCGACCUGAAGCUUGAGAACGUGGUCUUUGAGCCCAUGCCCAUUUUCCCGUCCAAUAUCGCUGAAAAGCAGCGCCAGGGCGAUACACGCCAGAAGAAGCCCGAGGGUGCAUUUAUUCCUGGUGUUGGUGCUGGUGGAAUCGGACGGGUCAAGCUGAUCGACUUUGGGCUCAGCAAAGUGGUGUGGAACCAGGCAACACGUACACCAUGCGGAACUACGGGCUAUGCGGCGCCUGAGAUUGUGCGCGACGAGAUGUACACGAAAUCCGUCGACAUGUGGGGGCUGGGCUGUAUGCUGUACGCAAUGAUUUGCGGCUUCCCGCCCUUCUACGACGAGGACGUUAAGGUGCUGACUCGCAAGGUUGCAAUGGGCCAGUACGAGUUUCUGUCGCCGUGGUGGGACGAUGUCAACCCGAUGGUUAAGCACUUGAUCAAGAACCUGCUGGAGCUCGACCCACGCCGCCGUUACACUAUCGACGACUUCAUGAACCAUCCGUGG
Messenger RNA from Linderina pennispora, 894 nucleotides. Its product is annotated as Pkinase-domain-containing protein. The record is from RefSeq and is a predicted model, not a curated record. The transcript is spliced from 2 exons. Gene Ontology annotation, biological process: protein phosphorylation. Lineage: Eukaryota; Fungi; Kickxellomycota; Kickxellomycetes; Kickxellales; Kickxellaceae. The annotation marks the transcript as partial. Gene Ontology annotation, molecular function: ATP binding; protein kinase activity.